AGGAAGGUUUCCACACACUGCCUGGCCCGUCCACUUAAUGCCAAGGAGAUGCAGUGGUGGCUCCAGCUCCGCCUCGCCUGAUGACAGGAGGCGAUGACCGGCGACUAGCGCACGUAGCUGGCAGACUGCCCCGGGGAUGGCCAACAGCGAGGGCACGGAAUGGAAGGCAAGCUCUCGGCAGCAAGAACACUGCACCGAGUCCCACACAACAUGAGUCUGCGCUUCUUGCUCCUGCUGUCCUUAGCACCCAUCGUAUGCAGUGAAGAUGUCAUGGAACCUCAUGUUGAUGUGCAGGUGGAAGUGGAAAACUCUACCACCAUCCAUAUUAAGUGGGACUCGCAUCUUCAUUCUGUAUUACGAUGUGUUCUUCUCGUCUUCGUUAAAGGAAGUAAGGAAGAUGAGAUAUUUUUAUUGCCCAGAAAUGGAAGUUUGAAGCUAACAAGUCGGGAGACAGGGACCCUUUACACUAUCAGCAUGAACUGCUUUAAUGGUGAAACAAUUCUCAAGUCUUCAAAUGUCAGCAUUGAUACAGGUGUAGAGCCAAGCUUUCUCCCUUCAACAUCACGAUUCACAUCCAGAACAGAAACACAGCCCACUUUAGGCGGCCACCUGAACCAUGCCAAGUUACUCAGUUCGGAUGUACUAACUGGAGCUGUGUUCGGUUGCAUUGGUGGCGUAAUCCUGAUAUACCUGUCCUAUUCUUUCUAUAAAAAGUGGAGAAUGGAUGAAAGACUACGAGCAUUCUUAAGGCUCCUUCGCAAUGCAGAAGUGGCACCUUACUUCAUUUUUGGUGAGAAUGAAGAGAAUGCCAGAUGAGCUAUUAAUCAUCCUGAAGAGACUGAUGCACAUUAUAGCUUUGAUGCCUUAUUUGCGCAUUUUACAUUUUUGGAUUGUUAAUUUUACUCAUCACGUUUAGCCUAAUUUUCAGAACUGCAGAGGGUUUUAAAACACAAUCACAGAAUCCACAAUGGUUGCAGCAUAGAUUCACCCAGUGCCAUUCCUGCACAUUCUUCCUUUUGAGAUAAUAAUCCAAUUCCCUUUUGAAUGCCUCGAUUGAACCUGCCUCCAGCACACACUCAGUGCAUUCUGGUUCCUAACCACUUGCUGUUUUCCUCAU
Messenger RNA from Carcharodon carcharias (great white shark), 1117 nucleotides. RefSeq lists its product as uncharacterized. The record is from RefSeq and is a predicted model, not a curated record. NCBI's taxonomy places the organism in Eukaryota, Metazoa, Chordata, Chondrichthyes, Lamniformes, Lamnidae. The transcript has 6 exons. Bases 160 to 816 code for a protein of 218 amino acids. Gene Ontology annotation, molecular function: protein binding.